CCUGGUUUCUGUGUUGACAAACGAAAGAGAGCCAGAUGGAUUCAUAAUUGUACAAUUACUCCAAAACUAAACCAGUUUUAACUGUGGUUAGCUAUCUUACGCGUUGACAGGCACAGUAGAAGGUAGUUAGCGAACCAGCCUUGCAGAGGCAAUGGACCGGACUAGGCUGUUGUUCGUGUUGUUUGGGGGUUUGUUGGAGGUGUGUUGUAAUGUGUCGGCUAACAGAGGGGGAUCUCCUUCGUUUACUGAUGAAAUCCCAUUCAAAAUCAACUGGCCCGGGGCCGAAUUCACCCUGGUGGGUGUUGACGCUCAGUUUGUGUGUGUUUGUGUUUGUUGUGUGAUAGAGAAUGCAGUUUUUGUUAUAGAUAACGUUAUCAUGGCUGUUUUUUAAACAUGAUUUAUUGACAAGCUAAUGUUGUUUUAAAUGGUGAUAAAGCAUGUUAAGCCUACCUAGUUACUAGCUAGCUAGGUAUUCCUUGUUAUGGUUGUUGUCAUAUGACUGUCAAAGAAAAGCUGAUCAUACAUGGUCUGUCUGUCAUCGCCUGUUAUGACUCCUGUAAAGUGGUGCACCUCCACAACAUUUACAAUCUGAGAUGAUGUAGCCAGUAAACAUGCAUGCUUUCAGUACAGUAUUAUUAGCUGACCCAAAAUAUUUCCUUCCAUAGCCAACCUCAGGUGCCCUCUACAAAGAAGAUGACUUUGUCAUCAUGACAACAACAGAGAAGGAGAAAUACAAAUGUAUCCUGCCUUCCUUGUCAAAUGGAGAUGAUGUGAGUAUAAAGAUUAGACUAGCUAGAUAAAUAAUUUUCUGUUUCACUCCUUUUUUCAAUUAUUGCUUGUCUCACUUAUCCUCCCCCUCUCUCUCUUGCUCCCCCUCUCUCUUUCUCUUCCCCCCUUCUCACCGUCUCUCCCCUCUCUAUCUCUAUCUCUAUCUCUCAGGAUGAUGUCAAGGAGUACGCUGGUCCCACUCCAGGUGAUCUGCUGGACCCACUGUUCAAACAGAGCAGCUGCUCCUACAGAGUGAGAACCUUACAGUUUCACUUCUACUACUCUGUCUAAAUAUAGGCUAUCUUGAGUAUCACUGCAACACUAGCAACACCAAGGUCAUGGGUUUAACCCCCUUAGGUAGUGUUGCACGGUACACCGGUACCAUGGUAAUAUCACGGUACCAAAACGUCAUGAUACUUAUGAUACCAACAUUUUAGCAUACUGUAGUACCGUUUCAUAUGAUACUACCAAGUUUUUAGGCUGACGCCUGUUAUAAAAUGUUUAUAAAGUCAGUGUUGUUCAUAAAUUCAGUUGAAUUUAAGCAACCACCAUUAGUAUGCACCGGCCCAUUGAUAUCCACAUCACUUUCAUGCGCAUAUCACGUGUGGCAAAUUGAGCAGAGCUUCGCGACAGGCAUGCUUGCAGCUUUACAGCAGAGAAAACGGCUUGCCUCUAGCCUAAACGGUUCAAAAUACAGUAAAUGACCCAUAUAUUUUUUUUUAUUUAACCUUUAUUUAACUAGGCAAGUCAGUUAAGAACAAAUUCUUAUUUACAAUGACGGCCUACACCGGCCAAAUCCGGACGACGUUGGGCCAAUUGUGCGCCGCCCUAUGGGACUCCCAAUCACGGCCGGAAUCGAACCAGGGGGUCUGUAGUGACGCCUCAAGCACUGAGAUGCAGUGCCUUAGACCGCUGCGCCACUCAGGAUACCUUUUUUCUUUCUAUCGGGAUUUGCACGCAUUUUAAAUAAUUUCACAAUCCAUGUCGAAGGCUGUUUUGAAGGAAAGAAAACGGGUCUGCUACUCAUGAGAUGUGCUUCAAAGCUAGGAUUCAUACAGGACUAAUGGAAGACUAAACUAGAUCCAGAAAAUCGAUAUCUUUCUGGUGAUCCUUGAAUUCUGUUUGGUGCCUAAUGUUUUAAAAGUUGGUAGCAGUGUGUGUUUGUGGGAGAGAGAGAGUGGUGUGUGUGUUUAUGAGAGAGGUGUGUGUGUGUGGGUGUGUGUGUUUAUGAGAGGAAGUUAGGGAGACAGUGUGUGAGGAAGGGAGGUGUGUGUUUUAACUGAAGAGUAAAGGUUUCAUGCAGUGUUUUCCCUUACUGCCACAAUGACACGCAGAUCAUUAUGCAUGUAUAUUCCUUCCUACCAUUUCUCCAGCCAAAUCACAGGUAGGCCUUUGAAAAUAUGAGCAAAUCAGCCAUUCGAUGCAGUAUUCUAUUAUACACUGAACAGUGUGAAGUUAAAUUCAGUGUGUUGUAUUGAGUAUAAGUGUGAAUUUCAGUGAAAGGUUUUUGCGUAGCACAUGCGCAGAACAUUUAGAAAAUGUGAACAAGCAUCCGGGGGACGGGGCGAACAGGAUGCUAGGCCACUCUGAAUUUUUUCCCCCUCGGUAUCAUCAAAUUGUGGCGUCAUGGCAACACUACCCUUAGAGAUCACAUACACAUACUAAACAUGUAUGUAAUGUACUCACUUUGCUUUCAGUCACUUUGGAUAGGCUAACCACUGUCUCUUCUGGCGUGUCUUGUGGUGUUAAUUGUAGAUCGAGUCAUACUGGACGUAUGAGGUGUGUCAUGGGAAGCAUGUGAGACAAUACCACGAAGAGAAGGAGACGGGACAGGUCAGUGGGAAAUAAUGUUACUUCAAAGUUCACCAUAAUUAAAAAUGUCUACCAUUAAGUAUGUUGCAAUAAAUACGGGAAAAAAAGCAAUCAAGGUGAAAUGAUUUUUCCUGUUCUAUCUAGCAGAUCAAACUACAGGAGUACGUCUUGGGAAGCAUGACCAAGAAGACUGAGUCUUCAGCCACUUCAGGAACAGAGACCGCAGAGGCAGAGAAAAUCGAGGAGGCGGAUCCUAAGUCAGAACCCGAGAAAGAGGUUUGUUGUUCGACAGCGACACAGCAGUUUGGCUCAUAUACAUUUGGAAAAAACACCUGAUAAGACUUCUUUGAACCUUUUGUAUUUUCUGUGUCACUCAGUUUAUUUUCAUUUAAUUUGGGUCUCUAUCAUUGGUCGCUACCUUACUUGCUGUGAUCUGGUUAGUUUAUCUACCUAAGUUGAAUAUACCGAUUAUCUCUGUUAAAAGACAAAAAUAUAAAUGUCUCUAGGUUCCCACUAAGAAUGUGGAGGGCCAGCUGGCUCCAUACUACCCGGUGUUGAUGGGCCACGGGACGGCCUGCGUCCUGAAACAGAACGAGCCACGCUCCACCAACGUGCUGUAUGUCUGCCACCCCGAAGCAAAGCAAGAGAUCCUCUCUAUCGCUGAGGUCACUACCUGCGAGUACGAAGUAGUGGUGCUGACCCAUCUGAUCUGUGCACACCCCAAAUACAGGUAGCAGGUCUACCCAAUCAGUUUCCCUUGUUUGAUGUAUAUCAGAACUAGCAUAGCUGAUUUAACUCAUGUACAGAGUGACAUAGUGAAUAGUCUCGAUAUUAGUAUAAGUUAAGGCAGUGGUAUUCAAACUUUUGGGACCCCAUUUUAUCCGCCAGAAUUUCUGGGGAACCUAUUUUCAUUCACAAUAAUUUCUCGAGACCCCAAUAUAAUGACAACCUUAAAAUCUGUAUAUUUAUUUACAUCAACAAAUAACCUUCAAUUCAUUACAUUUUCAUCUCUUAUCAAAAUGAAAAUAAAUCAAUAAAUAAUAAUAGUCCCGUGUAGCUCAGUUGGUAGAGCAUGGCGUUUGCAACGGCAGGGUUGUGGGUUCGAUUCCCAUGGGGGGCCAGUAUGAAAAUGUAUGCACUCACUAACUGUAAGUCGCUCUGGAUAAGAGCGUCUGCUAAAUGACUAAAAUGUAAAAUGUACUCAAUACAAUUUUAUUUUUACAAUUAUCUUUCUCAAAAACGAUUGUAUAUUGUCCCAUGUUUGAGAUGUAAUGGAGUCAUAUCUUUAUCCCAUGGUCUGUUAGGUUCAAGUCGUCCCCAGUGAAUGCCAUCUUCUGCCAGGCCCUGUCUGGUUCUCCCCUGCGGCCUCACAGUCUCUCUCAGAUGGACCGGGAGCAGGAACAGCUACUGAAACCUCCCUUCACUGUGCCUGCUGCCCCAGAGAUGGAGAGAGAGGUGAGGUGGGGGGUAGGAUAUAAAGAUGGAGAGAGUUGAUACUGGGGAGGAGGGAAGGAGAGGGAGACAUGAAACUGGUGGAGGAUGGUAAGAUGAAAGAUGGGAAAAGGCAGUGGUAGUGGGGGACUAGUAGGCCACACCAUAGUAAAGCUUUUUGCAUUCCUCCCUACUCUACUGAACACGACUCAGGUUUAGAAGCCAACCACCUCCCCUCCUCCCUUUUUUUCUCCAGGAGGAGAGUAUGUCCCCAGUGAGAGAGGAGGCCUUCUCCUCUACCCAUAAGCCCUUGGUGGUAGGCGGGCAGACUCAUAUUACCGUGGGAACCACCCACAUCUCCCGCCUGACGGACGAGCAGCUGAUCAAAGAGUUCCUGAGUGGCUCCUACUGUCUCCAUGGGGUUAGUAUGAGGCAUGUUGAUUGGCUGGCUGUUGAAGAAGACACCUGCUCAUUUGCUACAGCCACAUAUUGGCUACUGCUCAUUGGCUGCUGUUGUUUAUUCAAUUUAAUAGAACGUUAUUGAUCCCUGAUGGUUCCCUGAUGUAUUACAUACAUAAAAAAACAACAUAUAUUCCAUUUAUACAUACCAAAAGGGGAAGUGACAGAGGAGGUUAAAAGAGGUGCUCAAGUAACACACACACAACUCUUAAGUUCAUACUGUAGCAUCUGUGUUCCAGGGAGUGGGAUGGUGGAAGUAUGAGUUCUGCUAUGGAAAGCAUGUACAUCAGUACCAUGAGGUAAGGGUUCUCUACCAGAAGAGGCUGGUGGGAGGAGCUAUAGGAGGACGGGCUCAUUGUAAUGUCUGGAAUGGUAUCAAACACAUGGAAACAACGUGUUUGACUCCGUUCCAUUAAUUCCAUUCCAGCCCUUACAAUGAGCCCGUCCUCCUGUAGCCCCUCCCACCAGCCUCCCCUGUUCUGUACUUAGUAGCUUGGUAAUGUUAAAAUGCUUAAAGCUAAAUAUUUCCUGUACACUGAAAGAGAUGCGUUUUAGUAUUGGCUGGCUGGGUGCAUCAUGUAUUUUUUGUUAUGUUCAAAAUAUCUACACUGAACAAAAAUAUAAACCCAAUAUGCAACAAUUUAAAAGAUUUUACUGAGUUACAGUUCAUAUAUCAAUGGAUCAGAAAACCAGUCAGUAUCUGGUGUGACCACCAUUUGCCUCAUGCAGUAUGACACAUCUCCUUCACAUUGAGUUGAUCAGGCAAUUGAUUGUGGCCUGUGGAAUGUUGUCCCACUCCUCUUCAAUGGCUGUACGAAGUUGCUGGAUAUUGACGGGAACUGGAACACUGUCAUACACGUCGAUCCAGAGCAUCCCAAACAUGCUCAAUGGGUGACAUGUCUGGUGAGUAUGCAGGCAAUGGAAGAACUAGGACAUUUUCAGCUUCCAGGAAUUGUGUACAGAUUCUUGCGACAUGGGGCCAUGCAUUAUCAUGCUGAAACAUGAGGUGAUGGCUGCAGAUGAAUCGCACGACAAUGGGCCUCAGGAUCAUGUCACGGUAUCUCUGUGCAUUCAAAUUGCCAUCGAUAAAAUGCAAUUGUGUUCGAUGUCCGUAGCGUAUGCCUGCCCAUACCAUAACCCCACCACCACCAUGGGGCACUCUGUUCACAACACUGACAUCCACAAACUGCUCGCCCACACAAUGCCAUACACGCUGUCUGCCAUCUGCCCGGUACAGUUGAAACCGGGAUUCAUCCAUGAAGAGCACGCUUCUCCAGCGUGCCAGUGGUAAUCGAAGGUGAGCAUUUGCCCACUGAAGUUGGUUACGACGCCGAACUGCAGUCAGGUCAAGCCCCUGGUGAGGACGAUGAGCACGCAGAUGAACUUCCCUGAGACGGUUUCUGACAGGUUGUGCAAACCGGGUGGCUGGUCUCAGAUGAUGUGGAGGUCCUGGACUGGCGUGGUUACACGUGGUCUGUGGGUGUGAGGCCGGUUGGACGUACUGCUAAAAAGACGUUGGAGGCGGCUUAUGGUAGAGAAAUGAACUUUCAGUUCUCUGGCAACCACUCUGGUGGACAUUCCUGCAGUUAGCAUGCCAAUUGCAUGCUCCCUCAAAACUUGAAACGUCUGUGGCAUUGUGUUGUGUGACAAAACUGCAUAUUUUAGAGUGGCCUUUUAUUGUCCCCAGCACAAGCUGCGCCUGUGUAUUGAUCAUGCUAUUUAAUCAGCUUCUUGAUAUGCCACACCUGUCAGGUGGAUGGAUUAUCUUGGCAAAGGAGAAAUGCUCACUAACAGAGAUGUAAAAAAAUGUGUGCACAACAUUUGAGAGAACAUUUCUGGGAUCUUUUAUUUCAGUUCAUGAAACAUGGGAUCAACACUUGCGUUUAUAUUUUUGUUAUGAUGAUUGAUUGAUAUGUGUUCUCUCCCAGGAUAAGGAGCAGGGGAAGAACAUCGUGGUAGUGGGCAGUUGGAAUUCUGAGGAGCACCUGGAGUGGGCCCAGAAGAACGUGGCCCGGUCCUACCAGCUCAAAAACGACGGGGUGGAGAAAGUCAAGUAUGUCAGCCAGCUCUACAAUCAGUUUUUUAAAAGAUCACACUGAUCAGCAUUAUGUUAAUAAUUAUUAUAUUUUAGAAAUAGGGCAUUAGAGGGUGGUGUCCCGGACAAAGAUUAAGCCUACCUCUGGACUAAAAAGCAUGCUCAAUGGAGAAUAUCCAUUGAAAGGGCCUUUUAAUCCAGUAAUAGGAUUAAUCUGUUUCCAGGAAACCUAAACAUUUUUAAUGAGAAGAACACAUUUGUGAUUGAUAAUGAGGAUAAGGACUUCAUGGUUGUUGUACUUUCUCCUCCCCAGAGUGGUGUCUCACUUCUACGGCCACGGGGACGUGUGUGACAUGACGGGGAAAUCCAGACAGGUCAUCGUCAAGCUCAAGUGAGUGAUCAUUAGUGUUACCAAUCUCUUCCUGCGAGAGGCCUGGUCUAGUAAUGACACACUUAAAGCUGCAAUGUAACGACCAAAAUCACAUAGAAAUGUAAGUUAUAGAUCUGUCAUUCUCAUUGAAAGCAAGUCUAAGAAGCGGUAGAUCUAUUCUAUGUGCGCUAUUUCUAUGCUUCAUGGUCUUAACUUUCGUUUUUUGCAUCUUUUACAUUCAGUUUUGUACACCAGCUAAAAAUCAAAUGUUUUUGUUUAUGGAAAAUAUAUUUCACAGCAGUUUAGAUGGUUGAAUGAUUCUCUACACUAUACUUGCUUGUUUUGUCACAAACUGAAAUUAGGAUAACUAUUUCUGCAUAGAGUGAUUUCUGCAUAGUGCAUCUGUGUGGACACCUCUUCGUCGAACAUCUCAUUCCAAAAUCAUGGGCAUUAAUAUGGAGUUGGAACAUUGCUGCGGGGACUUCCAUUCAGCCACAAGAGCAUUAGUGAGGUUGGGCACUGAUGUUGGGCGAUUAGGCCUGGCUCGCAGUCGGCAUUCCAAUUCAUCCCAAAGGUGUUUGAUGGGGUUGAGGUCAGGGCUCUGUGCAGGCCAGUCAAGUUCUUCAACACUGAUCUCGACAAACCAUUUCUGUAUGGACCUCGCUUUGUGCACAGGGGCAUUGUCAUGCUGAAACAGAAAAGGGCCUUCCCCAAACUGUUGCCACAAAGUUGGAAGCACAGAAUCGUCUAGAAUGUCAUUGUAUGCUGUAGCAUUAAGAUUUCCCGUCACUGGAACUAAGGAGCUUGAACCAUGAAUAACAGCCCUAGACCAUUAUUCCUCCUCCACCAAACUUUACAGUUGGCACUAUGCAUUGGGGCAGGUAGCGUUCUCCUGGCAUCCGCCAAACCCAGAUUUGUCCGUCGGACUGCCAGAUGGUGCAGCGUGAUUCAUCACUCCAGAGAACGUGUUUCCACUGCUUCAGAGUCCAAUGGCAGCGAGCUUUACACCACUCCAGCCGACACUUGGCAUUGCGGUCAUGAAGUUUCCGACGAACAGUUAUUGUGCUGACAUUGCUUCCAGAGGCAGUUUGGAACUCGGUAGUGAGUGUUGCAACCGAGGACAAAUGAUUUUUACGCGCUUCAGCACUCGGUGGUCCGGUUCUGUGAGCUUGUGUAUCCUACCACUUCGUGGCUGAGAAGUUGUUGCUCCUAGACGUUUCCACUUCAUAAUAACAGCACUUAUAGUUGAUCGGGGCAGCUCUAGCAGGGCAGAAAUUUGACGAACUGACUUGUUGGAAUGGUGGCAUCCUAUGACGGUGCCACAUUGAAAGUCACUAAGCUCUUCAGUAAGGCCAUUCUACUGCCAAUGUUUGUCUAUGGAGAUUGCAUGGCUGUGUGCUCGAUUUUAUACACCGGUCAGCAACGGGUGUGGUUGAAAUAGCCAAAUAUACUAAUUCGAAGGGGUGUCCACAUACUUUUGCACAUAUGCCAUUUAGCAGACGCUUUUAUCCAAAGCAACUUAGUCAUGCGUGCAUACAUUUUACGUACGGGUGGUCCCGGGAAUCAAACACACUAUCCUGGCAUUGCAAGCGCCAUGCUCUACCAACUGAGCUACAGAGGACCACUUCUCCAUUGGAGUGACAUGCAGGGCUUAUUCAGGAGGAUGUAAGGUUAAAGUUCAACAUCAGAUAGAAAUGUAUGGUGUAUAAGAUGAUUGUCAUGUAGAAUUGGAAAUCGUGUCAGCUCUACUGAUUCUAUUUCUAUCUGCAACAUUCAGAACAUUUCACAUCACUGAAUACACCGCCAGUCUCUGAUUCAAGUCUCUUUCCUCUCCUCUGUCUCAGGUGUAAGGAGUCUGAGUCUCCCCAUGCGGUCACUGUGUACAUGCUGGAGCCUCAGACCUGUCAGUACGUCCUUGGGGUAAGACUGCAUACACACAUCACUGUGUUGCAGAUUUCCAAUGUAUUCACUACACAUGGGAAAUAAACUCAACCCUGUUCUUUUUUUCUCCAUCAGGUUGAGUCUCCAGUCAUAUGCCAGAUCCUGGACACCGCUGAUGAGAAAGGCCUUCUAUCUGUCUCCAGCUAACAGAACAGGAAGCCAGAGAGACGAAAAAGAGGAGGGAUGAGUAGAGGGGGAUAAGAAGAGCAAUAGAAUAAUAAUAAGAAAAAAAACAUGUUUUACUAGAAAAGAAAAGAACAGAGAUUUAGGCAAAGACUGCAUAAAAUGGACACCUGAAGACUGGAUGAACCAAGGCCCAUGGCACUGCUCAGGAGGUUCAGACAGACAUGAAAAAAAGUAGAGGGAGAAAGUGUUGAUCCUGGAACGGCCCCUGGAAGCCAGGACCACAGCCCCUCACUAACGCCCUGGCUUAAACCUCCUCCAUGGACUGUACCAGCCCCAUUCUACAUCAAAAGCCUUAUGAUAAAAGCAUGGGAAAACACAUUUGAUUUGAAUUGGAAAUCCAAUUCCAAAUAGGACAGAGACUCACACAAAAUGGGACCCUGCUCACUCCACAAGGCAGUGGAUCUAUGUCCUGGACUUCAUAUCUUCCUUGUAUUCUUUAUCUUCGGCAGGUUAGUUCUAGUGUCUUUUCAGGCCAAUAUGCCAGGACAGAGAAUGACCAAUCAUUCAAAGAACCUCAUUAAGAGAACCAGCUUCCAUGUUGGUUUUUAUCGCCAACAUUCUAAAUGAUCUGUAUUUAUUUGGGUUUAAUUUCAGUUUGAUUUGAUGCUUGUCCGUGACACUUUGCAAUUGUAUGCAUUUUUUGUUUUGUAGAUAUCUUUGAGCAAGGUCAGUUUGAAUUUUAAAAUGUGCAGACAAACAGUAACUGUGGGUAUAGUAAGAAUAGGGUUCUGGUGUCAUGGUUUGGGUAAAUUUCAAUUGUCCAUUCAGGAAGUAAACUGAAAUUCC
This is a messenger RNA of Coregonus sp. 'balchen', 9788 nucleotides long. The record is from the annotation of a GenBank genome assembly. Lineage: Eukaryota; Metazoa; Chordata; Actinopteri; Salmoniformes; Salmonidae.